Messenger RNA from Diatraea saccharalis (sugarcane borer), 1799 nucleotides. The record is from the annotation of a GenBank genome assembly. Lineage: Eukaryota; Metazoa; Arthropoda; Insecta; Lepidoptera; Crambidae.
CUUACCUUACCCUACGCUUAAUUUGCGUCUUGUAUAUGCGGAAUUCAGCAGACGCUUGUAUAACCCAUUAAAGAGAGCAGGAAAAGGAACGCCGGUAACCCAGUGGCCAACUGGCGAAGCAGCGUCGAGCGAUCGCACCCGCCAAGCCCCAUUCCGUACCGGUACUGCCGCGCCACCGCCCGUGGAUAACUGAUUCAUACGAAAAGCUGUAAAACAACCUCAUGAGUGCGCCGAACGUCAACUAGUGAACGAUGACCACCGGUCCAAUACCCAGGGGUGGUGCACUCCAUUCUUUCGCUAAACGGAAAGUGAGGGACGCACCGCGCAUCCUAAUUAGCAAAGAGAGUUUCGGCGGCAAGUGAAUACAAAGUCCUCAAUCGACGCAUCACUCAACACAUUAGGCGUCGAAGGACACGAGGACGAAAGUGACUUACCGAAGUACCGUUCAUCAAGGACGACUUCAGAAAACAGUGACUUUUUUAGCAAGUGCGUUGUCACAAUCCAAUCGGCCGAUACUUCUUGCGAUGAUCGCUCGCGAAGGACAUAUUCGAUCAGUGUGUGCUCAAGGACAUUAGUGAUAUUUUAGCUGUUUAAACUGUUGCGAUAACGAGAUAGACUAUGGACGCGACAGUGCCCCGAGUGCUGCUUAGCAUAGCUCUAGCCGCACUCCUACCUAUGGCUAGCCCGAACUCUCAAGAGGAUUUGUCAAAGGAGAAUAUCCCUCACUCGAGACAGAAGAGGAUACUCUGGAUAACGAACGAUGGACGAUUAGCCCUACCACCAGGAACUACUAUGGCUAUCACACCAUCUCUUUCAAUGCCAUUUGUGAGGCAUCCACCGAAAGGUUUCCUGUCAAAUGUGACUAUCAGCUUUCCAUUUUCAAUUGACUUCGACAAACUUGGGCUUACUGACAAUGAAAAUCCCUACGGAGCCUUCCCUCCUAUUCUAGCCCGUUCUAUGGGUCAAGCGGCCUUAUCAAUGGUGACGGACUAUGUCGGGCAGUAUCUAGAUAGAAGGAGAGGUAAACGCUCUGAUGAUGCCCAUAUACAUCCAGAUGUAGAAGCGGCUGUUCUGGAUAGGCUACAUGGAGGAGAAAGAGCCCUAUUAUACGGCAUUGCAGAGGAUAUGCUCGCCAAUUUUGGUCUAUCCGGGAAGGAAUGCCUACUGCGUGCUAUAUGUGAAGUACAAGCACACCCACUCAAUAAUUUCGGUUUUAUUGGAGAAAUUAUGAAAUUGUUUUUCACUCCCAGUAAAUCACCAUACGCGAACCUUUUACAAGAAUAUGUAGAAGCGGAGCGUGCGGGCAGUCAGCCUGGAGGGGAGUGUUGGCCCUACUUCAGGCUCUGCCCAAAGAGCAUAUUCCAGCCAUCUCCUAAUAAAUAUUCGAAGGAAGCCGAAGAUAUCCAUCGGUUACGAGAACAAAAUAUCGAAGAUAACAACAUAGAAGAUGUGCGAGCGAUGUAGAAUAAUACUAUAGUGAUUUCACACGAAAACAUGUGUGAGCCAGUGAACCCAAAUGUAGAAGUAGCGUCCGACCAAAGUUGUUUGUAAAAAAAUAUUUAUUGUUAUAUGUACUACUUCUAAGUGCCAUCCCUAUGUCUACUGUUAAGUUUUACAAUUCUAUUAAUUGGUGCUAUUUUAUUGUUUAAUUUCUUUCUUCGACCCAAAUAAUUUGAGAGCUAUAAUAACUUUUUACAUAAUUGGUAAUAAAAAUUCUCGCAGGAGAUUUUUUGUAAAUAAAAAAUCUCUUGCAGGGUAAGCUAAAAGGAUUUGAUUCCUUGACAUUCACAUAUUGCAUG